AUGGUGGUGAGCGGCACGGAAGUAGCAAAGAACAACACCAAAGACUCGUGCUGGGUCGUCAUCCAUGGCCAGGUAUGGGACGUCACAGACUUCCUCGAUGAGCAUCCCGGCGGCGCCAAGCUGAUAUUUAACUGCGCCGGCCGCGACGCAACAGAAGACUACGACUCCAUCCACAACCCGGACCUCAUCGCAGAAACGCUGUCACCGGACCGCUGUUUGGGACCCGUAGACCCUCUAACCCUUCCUAAAGAAUCAUCAGCCCCGGAGCCAGAGAAGCCGAAGCCAAAGUUUCCACACCUGGGUGCCAUCAUCAACGCAGACGACUUUGAGAAGGUGGCCGAAAAGUACCUGUCCGAGAUUGGAUGGGCGUACUACUGCUCCGGCGCGGAAGACGAGCAGAGUCUCCGGGACUCGAGACGCAUCUUCCGGAGGUUGGCGCUGCGGCCUCGGGUGCUUCGUAAUGUAGACUCCAUCAAAACGGCCACGUCGAUCCUCGGUCUCCCUUCGUCCCUGCCGUUUUACAUCUCGCCAACGGGCCAGGCCAAGUACGCGCAUCCCGAGGCUGAGACGCUCCUGGUGAAGGCGGCGGCGAAGGAGGGGAUCAUUUACUGCAUGCCUACGAAACCCAGCGCGUCGAUAGACGCCAUCUUCGGUGCACGAGCGGGAGGUAACGCGCAGCCGCUGUUCUUCCAGCUAUACGUCGACCGCAACAGAGAAAAGGCGCAAGCGACCAUCCGAAAGGCGGAGAGCCUCGGUGCGAAGGCCAUCUUCGUGACGGUAGAUUCGCCCGUCAUUGGCAAGAGAGAGCGGGAUGAGAGGUUGACGGCCGGUGACGAGCCAUUGUCCGAACCCAGCGGCGUCGCAAAGACGACGGCGUCGGGAUUGUUGAACGCGGGGCUGACCUGGGCUGAUCUCGAAUGGAUUCGGGAGACGACGUCGCUACCGAUUGUGAUCAAAGGCAUCCAGUCGGUUGAGGACGCUCUCAUCGCGCACCAGCACGGAGUCGAGGGGAUCGUGCUCUCGAACCACGGCGGGCGAAGCCAGGACACCGCCCAGGCGCCGAUGUUGACGCUUCUGGAGAUCAGGCGCUACGCGCCGCAUCUGCUUGCCCCUGAGACGAAAGCAAAUUUCCGGGUGUUCGUUGAUGGUGGGAUUAGACGGGGAACGGAUGUUCUCAAGGCUUUGGCGUUGGGCGCGAGUGCGGUCGGCAUUGGCCGGCCGUUUUUGUACUCGAUGACGGCCGGGUAUGGAGAGGCUGGUGUACGGAGAUUGAUACAGAUUUUGAGGCAUGAGCUGGAGACGAAUAUGGCGUUGGCGGGUGCAGCCAGUGUCGAGGAUAUUGUUCCCGAGCUGGUCAAUAGCGAAAGGGCGGAGAAGGAGGUUACCGGGAGGGUGAAGCUUUAG
Molecule: messenger RNA, 1404 nt
Organism: Colletotrichum chrysophilum
Lineage: Eukaryota; Fungi; Ascomycota; Sordariomycetes; Glomerellales; Glomerellaceae
Exons: 2
Coding region: 1-1404 (467 amino acids)
Molecular function (GO): oxidoreductase activity; heme binding
Source: RefSeq, a predicted model, not a curated record